AGUGUCGCGUCGUUGUCGUAUAGCGAGUUAUACGCGCCGAGCUUGUGCGGGACUACCGGGGGGGGGAUUUGUUUUGUUUUUUCAUUUUGUGUUGCACAUUGGAUUUUCACGGAAUCAUUUUGGUCGAGCACGUGCACCGUGUCAACACGACGAACGUUGUAGAAAGUUAAACAAUCGUCCGGAUGCCCCCAUUGCCGGCGAUUAUUACGGAUAAUAAUACAGAAAAAACGUAAAUUAAUUUUCACUAAUAUGUUUGCAGCAUGGACGUUUGUCAUGAUGGAAGUUUAACUGCGGUGCGCACAAUAAACACGCCGAUAACGUAACGAAUAUACAUUGCGAUAAAAUAAAAUAAUUCGUAAUAUUAAUAAAAGUAUCGCGAUUAUUAGGAGAGAGAAGGGUUCAUCAUUGUGAUCGAAGGAGCAAGAGCUUUAAUAAAAAUGAUAAAUCACUGUUCGUGACACGUCCAAAAUAGUUUAAACUAAUAAUUCUCGCGUAGAUAAAUAAAUAAAUUAUUAAUAUUAUAAAGGUUUUAACGUUAAUAAAUAUAUAUAGACACAAUCAUAUGUAUACACAUAAUAAUAUAUUGCUGGUAAAAAAGAAAGCAAGUGUUGCGUACAAAAUUGGAGAUUAUAAUGCACCCUCGUCGUAUUGAUCUUUCGUGACAAGUGAUCUGUUUUUUUUUUCGUUCCGGUGAAAAUUUCCGAAAAAUCAUCGUCCAUUGCGCAUGUGACUAAAUUUCGGAACUGAAAAGAAACGAGGCAGCCGAAAAAUCGAGGAGGAUUCGAGCUCGGAGCUUUGGGCAGGGAAAAACGAUCGAAAAGAUAUUAAUACGAGAGAAAAAAUGAGUAUCGAAGGUCAUCUAUGGUUCGAGCUGAGGAGAUAGCGCUCAUCGAAACGUUCUUCCUCUGUCAACAAUCGACGCUCUACCCCGUUUUUAUAAGAAACGUCAGUAUUGCCAUUGUAACGCUGUCUUUCCGUUGAAACAAGAUCGGAUCUUCGGAAGCAGAAAAGCCGGGAGACGCAAGAAGCGCCGCUUCGCCAAGGCUACAGAAGAUCUGUCCAAUCAGCGGAGGCGACGUCGAAGGUCAUCUGGCAUUGCCAAAACUCAGCUAUAUACCGCCUCAUUCUUACGCAUUUGCGAAUAUAUUCGCAGGAUCAUCAGGAACAGGCUAGACAGACGAAAAAAAAUAUUCGGAUAUACCACUGAGUGCGGAAAGUAGUGAUCGAAAAAGUUGAUGUGAUUUAUCUUGUUUUGUUUAGAUUUUUUAAAAAUAAUUAUUCUCGCAAGGGGGGGGUACGUUGAAGUUGUUGGAAAUACGAAGUGAAACGGCGACCUCGAGUCUCCGAUUAUGAUUUAAACGCUCUCGUUUCGAGGCUCUUCCUGAGAUAAAUAUCGAUCGACAGGAUUAACUAUUGUUCUCUGUUAUGCUUCGGCAGUUUAACGAGUCCAGCGUGUCGUGGGUUCCUUCAUGAGCUUCUCGUUUUAAUCGUUUAAACGCUAUAUUCGUCCUCGCGAAUUCGCACGCGUACCGAUCUACGGGUUAAACGAUAAUAAUUAUUAUAAUCCAAUCGAUUUAAUAUAUUCGUCAAUACAUUCGAUAAAGUGCGACCGGUUUGAGAAUCAAGCCGAUCAAAGUGGAGGCGAAAAAGGUGACAGCUGCUACAAGGCGGUGGACAUGAUUAUUUCAAAGGAUUUGUUCCUCCUCGGCGAUCAAGACUAUCUUCGCCUGCCAAACAACGAAAAGCGCCAGCAGCGGGCAAUGGGACGGCCGAUCAUCAAUGCUCCCAGAGUGGAAAGCACGGCUCUGCAAUUGGUCUGUCCGCUGGAUUCUCGUCCGGUGCAGCUGGUCUUCCGAGGAUUGCAGGUGUUCAAGGAGAAGCGUGCUCUCCUUCGAGAUGUUUCCGGGGUUGUGAAACCCGGCGAAUUGUUGGCUGUUAUGGGACCUUCAGGAUGCGGAAAAACGACUCUGCUGAAUUGUCUGUCGGGACGGGUCGGUUUGGACGCCGGAGAAAUCUGGUUGAAUCGCGAGAGGCUCACGAAACGAUGGCGUCGAAGGAUCUGUUACGUGCAGCAGCAAGACGUGUUCUUCCCCGAUCUCACUCUAAGACAGACGCUUGAGUACCAGGCGCGCCUAAGGCUUCCGGAUGCACUUUCACACUCCCAGAAGAUGCAGUGCGUCGAUCAUAUCAUCGAGGUUCUCGACCUCGCUGCCUGCCAGGAUACCAUUGUCGGUGACUACACGAAACGAGGAUUAUCCGGUGGUGAAAAAAAGAGAUGUAGUAUAGCCUGCGAAUUACUCACAAAUCCUUCUCUCAUGCUGCUCGACGAACCAACGAGUGGCCUCGAUUCACAUUCGGCGCAAGCUCUCAUAUCGAGAUUAAAAAAGUACGCGGAACAAGAGGGCAAAAGUAUCGUCGUGACGGUCCAUCAGCCAAGCUCGAGAAUGUUUCACAGUUUUAGCAAACUUUUGCUUCUUAGUCGUGGCCAAGUAGCUUACUACGGUUCCACCUCGAAUAUAGGAAGGUUUUUUGCCACUAUUGGACUCACCUUACUACCGCAUUAUAAUCCAGCAGACUUUAUACUCGAACAAAUAAAGGGACCGGAAGAGGUUCGAGAGCGCAUAGUUGGUGCGGCGAGAGCCGCAAGACAGGGACCCGACUGCCCACCGGAACUUCGUCCGGAGUAUAAUCCCAGCCAACAUCCGCUUUGCGACCAUCUCAUCCAUUAUCACGAGCAUCGUAUUACCCACAACGUGAAAGAGGACGAGGGUCGCACACUCUGGCUAGACACGCAGAGCCAUGCGAGCAGCAGUGCGAGCUCAGCAGAUGACGAUUACACCUGGCAGUGGCCCACGAGCUUUUGGUCUCAGUUUAAAGUAUUAUCGGAGAGAAAUUUCCAAGAGGCACGACCGAGGAUGCUUUCACGACUGAAUUGGCUACAAACGAUAGCCCUCGGCCUCAUGGCUGGACUCCUUUGGCUCAGACUACCCAGAACCGAAGCAGCUCUUCAUGACAUACAGGGUUGGAUGUUCUUCAGCACAACCUACUGGAUGCUGUUUGCCCAUUUUGGAGCGUUGUCCAGUUUUCCGCCAGAACGUGAGGUCAUCAAUAAGGAAAGAUUGUCGGGCUCGUAUCGUCUAUCGGCUUACUACCUGGCGAAAAUGGUGGGCGAGUUACCACUGACAAUAACACUGCCAGCUGUUUAUCACAUUAUCAGCUAUCCAAUGUUGGGCUUCCACAGUCCAGCCGUAUUCGUCACACUCCUCGCCUUCCUUCUUCUCAAUACCGUCGUGGCACAGAGCGUCGGUUUCUUCGUGGGAGCUUGCUGUCUGGACCUGCAAGUUAGCAUAACGGCAUCGGCUCUCUACACCCUUGCGACCCAGUUGCUGGGUGGCUACUUGGCGACUGCUGUUCCACCUUGGCUCGCCUGGGCCAGAUACGCGAGUAUGGUUCACUACGCCUAUCAAAACAUGCAAAUACUGGAAUUUGGCGUUGGUGAUCCGAUUACGUGUUCGCAACCGAGUAAAUUCUUGGAGUGUAAAAACGGUACGACGAUACCACUAUCGGCGAUACUCGACAGUCAAGGUGGCUCGAAGGGUUCGGGUCUUCCACUCUGGGCAAACACAGCGGUGCUACUGGCAUUCCUCGUUGUAUUCAGGACCCUGGGUUAUCUAGUUCUACGUUAUUAUCGCGUACCCAAGUGAGCGAUACGAUCGAUCACAUUAGUAUGCAAUUUUGUACACGACUUUUCACAAAAGAAGGAUCAUUUUUUUUUAACUAUUCAAGCAUUAAUGUUCGACACACGUCGUUUCGAGAGAAUGAUAAAAAAAAAGACGAAAAAAACUGAAAUUUUCGCGGAGAAAUCAUCGAUCAUCAUUUUAUACUCGAUUACACACUCUUUAAUCACGAUUUCAUCAAAUCUUGCGCGAUUAAUCCGUGUGUCGAAGCAUUACUUGUCCAUUAACUGAUUACGAUUAUUGUUUAACGUUUAGCUUUAUUUACCACUUUACUAUAUAUUAUGUUUAUAUAUAUAAAAAGAUAAAACAAAUGAAUAUUAUACCUAAAUAUAAAUCUAUAGUCAUGAAUGUGUGUAUAAAUAAUUACUGGGCGAACGGGUGGCCGGGAACUCAUUUAGCAUCUCGAUAUUUGAAAUUACGCACACGAUUUUCAACAUUUAUACCACAUUAUACAAGAACAAAAUGAAGAAACGAUGUUCGCGUAGUUUCGCCUGCUUGUAUACAGCGAGGCGUUCGGAAAAAUCUCUAAUCUUCGUUCAUUCUCGUUUUUUUUUAAACAAUAACAAUAAAAUUGUUAUUAUUAUUAUUAUUAUUACGAUAUAAUUAAAAUAAUUAUUACUGUUAUUAUUAUUAUUCUUAUUAUUUAUUGACGAUUCUGAGCUGUCGAGCCUUUAGAAACCCCCCACACACUCGCACACGAAAACCCGAUAGUGCUCAGCGAUACAAAGGUUUAUAAAAAAGAUAAAAGAGCAAAAAAAGAGACGACUGGGAAAAAAUAAGAGAGACAGUAACCGCGAGACCAAGUAACUCAGUGCAAACGCGACUAUAAAAUGUGUAGAUAUUUUAUAUGAGCGUGUCGAGUACGAGAUAAGAGUGAAUAUAAAGAAAAAAAAAACGACGACGAGAAGCGAAUGACCGAUCGAUAGAUGCCAAAAGAGUGAGGGAGGGAGGGAGAGAGAACAAAAAGAAAGAAAGAGAAAGUGGAGGGUGAAACAUUGUGAAAGAGAAAAACAGAGACUGAGAUUAAAAAUUUGAAAUUCAUCUAUCGAAAGUGUGUGGCAGGAAAUUUCAUUUCUCCGGGGUGAACUAUGAAUAGAGGAAAAAAUUGAGAGAAAACUAAAUACGUGUUGAGUAGUAAAAAAAAAAAAAAAAGAAAAUGCGAAAAAAAUAAAAUAAAAUAGAAAUUGCCACGGCUUCCGCGUCGUAAUCGACUGAAAUUUGUACGAACGAUUAACAUUUAUAUCUACACGAAUCGUAAAUUUUAUUCAAAAAUCGAUUAUUAUGAUCAUCAUUAUUAUUAAUGAUAAUAUACCGUUAUUAUUAUUAAUAUCAUUAUUAUUAUUAUUUCUAUUAUUAGUUAUUAGCUAUUUUAUUAUUUCAUGUUAUUACCGUACACUACUAUUAUUGAUACGCGUUAUUUUUAUCAUUAUCUAGUUUAUUAUUAGACCGUUGCGGUUAUUUUUAUUAUUAUUAUUUCUUAUCUUUUAACAGACGACACUUUUGACUAAGAGAUAGUGAAACAUUGUGCUGCCAACUUCGUGAGUUAAGAGAAGAUAAGUGUGUCGGACAAUUAUUUAUACGUAUGAAUAAGCACACAGACACACACUGACGAUUGAUAAAAAAAAGUCAUUUUUUCAACAUCGCAUUGUGAAAAUCGGAGGCUCCUCUGUCCUACGAAAAAAUAAUACGAAAGGAAUAGAGAGCGGACAAGAAGAAAAUAUGCUUUGUCGAUGAUCGUUGAAUGCCAGCACGGAAAGUUGUGAAAAAAUCGCGAUUCACGAGUAAUUUCUUUUGUUGUACGAUUAUUUCUUACGAAACGAUAAAAAAAGAAAUUAUUUUGUCAGGAUUCCGUUGUUUUUCAUAUCGAUUCGCCAAACUUUGAAUCAGCGAAUUUAGAUGCUGCUUAGAACUACGAGACGUUUUAUAGCGAUUCUGGGAUCACGGCUUUUCCAAAUUUUCGAGAAUCUUUGCUGACAAUGCGAUCCGAGACAAAACUGUUUUUUAUUAGCAACUGAGUGUUGAAAAUCCAGUGUCACCAUUGUAUGUGUAAAAAUAUAUAUAAAUAUCAAUUGUCCGAAGCAAGCCGAGAGGGAUUUUCAGCUGAAGCCAGAAGCUAAAAUCUGUGAGAGAUUUUCACUCCGGCCCGUGAAAACCUUCGCAUUUCUACCAUGUAUAUAGAUUGAAAAAAAAUAAGUAAACAAAAAAGAUUAAGUAACAUAAGCGGGGAAACAAGUGAAAAGAAUUGAGAAAGAAAGAGAAAAAAAACAAACGAUAUACUAAAUAAAUGCAUGUAUUACAUGUUAAUGGACUGAGCGUGAGCAAAAAGAGCUUCGAAGAGCGCGAGUACUCAAAAAAAAAAAAAAAACAAACAACCAAUAGAACCCAUCAACCCCGAAAAAUAUUCUAUAUGCAUGUGUUUUUUAUAGAAAAAAACGAGAAACGGAGAAAAAAAUGUGAUGAAAUGAAAAAAAAAAAAAUAACAGAAAAAAGAUGAAAAAAUUCUAUAAAUCGAAUGUUAAUCGAA
Molecule: messenger RNA, 6261 nt
Organism: Venturia canescens
Lineage: Eukaryota; Metazoa; Arthropoda; Insecta; Hymenoptera; Ichneumonidae
Gene: E23
Product: Early gene at 23
Exons: 13
Coding region: 1677-3704 (675 amino acids)
Biological process (GO): transmembrane transport
Cellular component (GO): membrane
Molecular function (GO): ATP binding; ATP hydrolysis activity; ABC-type transporter activity
Source: RefSeq, a predicted model, not a curated record